Molecule: messenger RNA, 14933 nt
Organism: Coturnix japonica (Japanese quail)
Lineage: Eukaryota; Metazoa; Chordata; Aves; Galliformes; Phasianidae
Source: RefSeq, a predicted model, not a curated record
UUCUCCCUUAUUUAUAGCCAUGCAGGGGGUGGGUAGUUAUUACAGUGCUCUCCUGAGGUGGCUCAAGAUCUCUCUAACUGAAUGAGCAAGGAAGAACCUGACACUGCAGAACAAACAGUUUGCAAGAAGGAAAUAUUUCAUGUAGACAUUGAAGAAUAACUUUGUGACCCUACGGUGUUAUCUUUCUGAGCAGCCAGACAGAUGUGCAAGAUGAGGACAAAGAGCCUUUCAAUCUCCUUGCCCACAGGAUGCUCGGAAGGGACCUCUUCACUCUCACCAGAGAGCGAUGUAGACUGCCAGACCCAAUGUCUCAUAGACUGCAGGCAGGGACAUUACUACACAGCUGGCAACUGCUUGGAAUGUCCAACUGGCUUUUAUUGCCCUGGGGGUCAAAAAGCUCCAAGGAAAUGCCCAUUGGGAACAGCUAAUGAGCUUACAGCUCAAGUGGACAUCAUAGCCUGCCGGGUCUGUCCUGAAGGCUUUCUCAGCAUGGAGAAUGGAGCUGGAUGUCGUGCGUGUCCAGAUGGCUAUUCGUGUGAUCCACGUAGUGGUGUGCAGAGGAGCUGCAGUCCUGGCCAGUAUUCUCCAGACGGAGAGCUGGAGUGCCUGGGGUGCCCAGAGAACCAUGUCUGCCCAGAUGGAAGGAGCAGGCAGCCCUGUUUGGCUGGGCAGGAGCCAGAUCCAAGCCACACUCAUUGUGUUACUUAUGCCCGUGGUUCUGUCUCUGCUGAAGAUGUGCUGAUAUGCCAGCCCUGUCCAGCAGGUCACUUCUGUGCAGACAGCCUUACAGAUACUCCUCCAUGCCCAGCAGGGAGCUUCAAGCCCAAAGAGGGGAUCCUCGUGCCCAGCAGCAGCUCUUCGUUCUUACCCAGAAAUGGGUUGUGUUUGAAGUGUCCUGCUGGGUAUUUCUGUCCUGCUGGAGGAAGUCACCCCACACCAUGCCAGCCAGGUACAUACAAUCCUCUCCAAGGACAGGAUGAAGCCACUGACUGCAGAGCCUGCCCAGCAGGAAGAGCUUGCACCCAGGCUGGAUUAACCCAGCCUGACUCUGAGUGCUUACCAGGGUACGUGUGCCCAGCGGGGUCAUCCAGCCCACAUCUUCCCAGCAAUGCCUGUCCUCCAGGAACAGUUGGUGACAGCUUUGACCUCUUUGAUAAGUCCCAGUGUGAGACGUGUCCUGCUGGAUAUUUCUGUGUUAGAGGAACAGGGGGAAAACAGAAACCUCCUGCACCAUGUCCAGUUGGUCACUACUGCCCACCAGGCACGAAGCACGCAGCACAGUACAAGUGUGCCCCGGGCACAUGGAGCAAUAGGACAAGGCUGAAAUCAGCAGAGGAGUGUUUGCUGUGCCCUGCAGGCUGGUUUUGUGUGGGAGGAUCUCAUGCACCUUCUGGCAUGUGCAGCUCAGGGCACUACUGCCCUCAAGGUACAUGGAGAGGCACACAGCACCCCUGCCCUGCAGGAACAUAUAGCACCAGGCUGGGAAACAGCAAAGUGGAGGAUUGCACUGCCUGCCCUGCUGGGGCGUUUUGCCCCAUUGGGACCUCCAAGCCAGUUCUUUGCCCCAUAGGAACUUACCGUGCAGAACAUGGUGCAGGGGUGGCUGCAGACUGUGUCCCUUGCCCUGGAGGGUACUACUGCCCUGACCUUGGCACUGUUACACCUCGAACAUGUGGUGCUGGCAAUUUCUCAGACCGAGGUUCUGCCUCCUGCUUGCCAUGCUCUGUUGGACAUUACUGUGCUAGUGAGCACACCAGCCGGGAGGUGAUGCUGCUGGCCAUGGUUUGCCCAGCAGGUCUCCGGUGCCCAGAAGGACAGGCUGUCGCUCCAGAGGCCAAUGCAAACUCCUGCCCGAGGGGCUUCUACUGUCCCCAAGGAGAUGCUGGCUCAGAUGCGAAGCCUUGCCCCAAUGGGACCUAUGGCAGACAGAAGGGACUCAGCAGUGCUGAAGAAUGCUCACUGUGCCCUGCAGGGAAGUACUGCUACAGAGCUGGGACUGAGCCUUCAGGAAUUCCCUACCCUACUGGAGAUUGUCCACUUGGCUACAACUGCCCUCCUGGAACUGGAUUCCCUUUCUCCUUCCCCUGCACCCCUGGAUUCUUCUGGGAUAAUUCCAGUGCAGAGGAUGAAGACAGGUGCAAACCGUGUCCAGCUGGGAGCUACUGUGACUCUGUUGCCUUGACAGAGCCCAAAGCUUGCCCCAUAGGCUUUUACUGUGGUGAAGGCAGCUCUAAACCUGAGCCCUGCCCAGAGGGAACCUACAGUAACAAAAAGGGACUGUCUGGACCAUCAGAGUGCAGCCCAUGUGGCCGUGGUUUCUACUGUGCUACUCCAGGGCAGAGUGGGCCAAGUGGUCCCUGCAAGGCUGGGUUCUACUGCCAGGGCAGGGCUUUUACUGCAUUGCCUACAGAUGGUGUGACAGGAGAUGUGUGUCCUGCAGGGGCAUAUUGCCCACCUGGCUCCCCUUUACCCAUCCCCUGUCCUCCAGGAACCUACAGCAAUGUGAGUGGGCUCAGAAGCCUUGGUCAGUGCUUGGACUGCCCGCCUGGCCUUUAUUGUGAUGGGACAAAUACCCAAGCUCCCUCGGGACCUUGUGAGCCUGGAUACUACUGUACAGGUGGUGCCAAAAGUGCUCUUCAGCAUGUGGUCAUGGAAGGGCGUUAUUCCUCAGCAGGAGCUUUCAAGCCAGAGCUGUGUCCUCUUGGCAGCUUCCAGCCUGACCGUGGUCAGUCUCAUUGCAGGGACUGUCCAGAGGGAACGUUCUGCAAUGAGAUGGGCUUGGCUGAAGCCCAGCCUUGUCCAAAAGGGCAUUUUUGCUUGGGUGGAAGUUCUCUGCCUCUCCCUUGUCCAGUGGGAAUGUAUACGGAUGUGCUUGGGGCAGGUACUUGCAAGCCCUGCCCAGCAGGCAUGUACUGCAGCAUGGCAGGUCUGACUGAGCCAGAAGGACCUUGCCAGCCUGGCUAUUACUGCAGCCAAGGGUCCAGCAGCUCCUCACCUGUGGGUCUUUCAUUUGGAGAUCUUUGUCCACCGGGAUAUUAUUGCCCUGCUGGCACAGCACACCCAAAAAUGAUGGCCUGCCCUGCUGGCACCUGGAAUGACCAGAGGGGAGCCCAGGAUGUCACUUGGUGUCUUCCUUGUGCCCCUGGCUUCUUCUGCAGUAUGUCUGGCCAAGAUGCUCCCGUAGGACUUUGUGCACAAGGCUACUACUGCACAGGAGGGGCAAAGACUGCAAAGCCGGAGGAUGGUGUCACUGGGGAUAUCUGUCCUCGAGGACAUUUCUGCCCUGCAGGCUCAGCAGCACCUUCUCCCUGCCCCAGUGGCGAAUACAGCAAUGUAACAGGUCAAGACAAAUGUUUUCCAUGUCCUGCUGGGUUCCACUGUCCUAAAGGACUGCGACGCCGUUGCCCUCCUGGCUUCUAUUGCCCUCAGAGAACAGGAAUCAGUUUUUAUCCUUGUCCCCCUGGGACUUUCAACCCUUCUUAUGGACUCAGCCAGGUUGAGAGGUGCCAGAAGUGCCCUGCAGGAAUGUUCUGUGGAGACUGGGGUCUCUCCUCUCCAAGUGGUCCCUGUUGGCCAGGGUUCUUCUGCACAGCAGGAGCAAGUGUCCCAAACCCUGACAGAACCACAAACACCAGCACUGGUGGUCCAUGCCCACCUGGACACUUCUGCCCAGCUGGCACAAGUAUCCCACAGCAGUGCCCUGUGGGCACUUACUCAGACAGGCCAUACAUGUGGCAGGAAUCCAGCUGCAUGCUGUGUCCAUCUGGCCAUUACUGCAGCUCUGCUGCCCUCACAGCACCCUCAGGGCGCUGCUCAGCUGGGUACUACUGCCUGGCUGGAGCUUCCUCUCCAUCACCACCUGAUGCAUGGGAGACAGGAGGCCCUUGUCCUGUGAGCCAUUUCUGCCCUGAAGGAGCCAGCUUUCCCUUAGCUUGCCAUGCAGGGACUUACAACAACCUCACCAGACAAGCUGCGUGCUUCCCUUGUGCUGCAGGGUACUACUGCCCAGAAAAUACUACCAGCUACAGUGUGAAUCCUUGUCCUGCUGGCUUUUACUGCCCUAAAGGAACCAGGUUUGCUACUGAGUUCCCCUGUCCCCGUGGCUACUUUAACCCUGAUCCCAUGACACAGAGCUUGGACAGCUGCUUGCCCUGCCCACCUGGGCACUACUGUGGGAAAGAGAACUUGACAGCUCCAUCAGGCGAGUGUGAUGCAGGUUGGUUUUGCAUCUCUGCUGCUUGGACCUCGCAGCCUUUUGACCUGGAUAACUACACCAGUGCCAACUGCCUCUGCCCAGCUACAGCUACUGGAGGGAAGUGCACAGCUGGUUUCUAUUGCCCCAAGGGAAGCUCAGAGCCUCUUCCCUGUCAUCCGGGGUUUUACUGCAAUGCCUCAGGCCUGUCUAUGCCUAGUGGGGAAUGUACUGCUGGCUUUUACUGUAAAGGUGGAGCAGUCCUCCCUAAUCCAACAGAUGAUGUGACUGGGAAUAUCUGCCCUGUGGGGUCUUACUGCACUGCAGGGUCAGCAGAACCCAAGCUGUGCCCAGCUGGCACUUUCUCCAGCCUGCCAGGAAGGAGAACACUUUCUGAAUGCCAACCUUGUCCCUCUGGCUUCUACUGUGAGGGUCCUGGUCUCAGUGCCCCCACUGGAGAGUGCUGGGAAGGCUAUUACUGUGACAACCAGCAGGGGCCAGUUACUGAUUUCACUCUUUACCCGUGCCCACAAGGCUUUUACUGCCCACCAGGGACAAGCAGGAGCACUCAGUACAGCUGUCCAGCAGGAACGUUUGGCCCAAGGCAAAAACUGAAAGCUGUCAAAGAAUGUCAGAGCUGCCCACCAGGAAAAUACUGUGAAUUCUCUGGACUUGCUGCCCCUACAGGAGACUGUGCUGAGGGAUUUUGGUGCAGAAUUGGUGCCCGUGUUAGAAAUCCUCAAGAUGGAGAAUCAGGAUUUCCUUGUCCUCCUGGUCAUUACUGUCCAGAAGGUGCACCACGUCCUUUAAAGUGUCCUCCUGGUACCUGGUCUGGCAAUGAAGGCAGGAGGAGUUUGCAGGAUUGCCAGCCUUGUCCUGGAGGGCACUAUUGCAACAGCUCUGGGCAGAGAGCCCCCACAGGACACUGCAGCCCAGGGUAUUACUGUGUCAGUAGGGCCCAGACCCCAACACCCACUGAUGGACUCUCAGGGGCUCCGUGUCCCCUUGGUCACUUCUGUCCUCUUGGAUCCAGGAGUCCAGAACCAUGUCCAUCAGGCUCCUAUAUGCCACAGACCCAUGGAGAGAAGUGCCAUGCAUGCCCUGAGGGUGAAUACUGUGUCCCUGGUGAGCAACCAGAGCCAUGUCCCCAGGGGUAUUUCUGUCCCAAGGGCACAGCUCUUCCAGUGGCUUGUCCAGCAGGGUCAUAUAACCCAUCACAAAGGCAAGCCAGCUGCCUCCCCUGUCCCCAAGGAUUCUUCUGCCCCAAAAAUUCCUCUUCAUUUUUGGAGAAUGAAUGUUCAGCUGGCCACUACUGCCCUGCUGGCACUGCUUCUGCCACUCAGUUUCCAUGCCCUGAGGGGACUUACAACCCACAGAAUGGGAGCAGCCUGCUGUCUCACUGUCUCCCCUGCGAACGAGGGCACUACUGUGCACUCACAGGGCAGGCACAUGUUACAGGGCCCUGUCUGGCUGGGUUCUACUGCAGUGGAGGCUCUUCUAGUCCAACACCCACAGAUGGUCUUCUGGGGGAUGUGUGCCCAAAGGGAACUUAUUGCCCUAUGGGCACUGCCCUCCCACAGCCGUGUCCUCCUGGUUAUUACAGCAACUUGACUGGGAGUACUGGGAUUGAGGACUGCCUUCUGUGUGAUGCAGGUUAUUUCUGCAGUGGGACUGGACUUUUAUCUCCAACUGGAUUAUGUGAAGGUGGAUUCUACUGCAGUGGAGGAGCCAUUUCUCCUAAACCUCCCAGGAUAACAGAGAGUGGAGGACCGUGUCCACCUGGACAUUACUGUGUAGCAGGGAGCAGCAGAGCCCAGCCUUGCCCUGCAGGGAGUUACAGCCCAUCCUGGAGUAUGGUGCAGUGUUUGGAGUGCCCAGAAGGGUUUUAUUGUGAAACUGCUUCCACAAACUACACGGAUUGCCCUACAGGUCACUACUGCCCCAGGAGUACCAAAUUUGCCACUCAGUAUCCUUGUCCUCCUGGAACGUACAGUGAUGCUUUAAAUAUCAGGGAUGCUUCCAAGUGCCAGCUGUGUCCUCCUGGAAGGGUUUGUUCCAAGCCAGGCCUAACAAGACCAGAUGGUCUGUGCAUGCCUGGAUGGUUUUGUCCACCUGGAUCCAUGUCAAGCAAGCCAGUGUUUCUUGGAAACUACUCAGAUUAUUUAUGUCCCCUGGGUCACUAUUGCCCUGCUGGCAGCCCUGAGCCCAUACCCUGCCCCUCCGGAAAAUACCAGGACCAGGCUGGUAAAAGCCAGUGUGAAAUGUGCCCAGCAGGAAUGUUCUGUGCCCAAGACCACCGUCCAUCCAGUCUCCAUAACAACUCACGUGGAGUGAUCAAACCAAUGGUCUGUCCGGCAGGAUAUUACUGCCCACCAGGCACAAUAGCUGGUAAUCAGUACCCAUGUCCAGCAGGGACUUAUAGUAACAAAACUGGACUGAGAAACCCUAGAGAGUGCUUGCCUUGUCCUGGGGGCACAUUUUGUGCCAGUGCAGGACUCGUUUCCCCAAGUGGUCCAUGUAUGCCCGGGUUUUACUGCACUUUAAAGGCACGUGUACCCAAUCCUGCCAAUGAUGCCACUGGUGGACUCUGCCCAGCAGGCCAUUACUGCCCAGCAGGCAGCAAUGAGCCACAGCCAUGUCCAAAUGGCAUGUUUUUGCCUCAGUUUGGGAUGGCUUACCACAAUGCCUGUCUGCCCUGCCCAGGAGGGAAGUUCUGCCAAGGAGAGGGCUUGAUGAGUGUUUCUGGAUCGUGCUCUGCUGGCUAUUUUUGUGAUGGUGAAUCCACACGGCCGGACCAUAAGCAGUGUCCCCCUGGUUUUUACUGUCCCAAAGGCUCUGAAUCCCCUGUUCCUUGCAGCCCUGGUCACUUCAAUUCUGAGAGAGGAAAGUGGCAGCCAGCAGACUGUCAGCUCUGCCCAGCUGGAUAUUUCUGCAGUGGUUCUGGAGCACAUACUCCUGAGCUGUGCCCUGCUGGGUACUUCUGUCUGCCAGGUACCAACUUCAGUACAGAGCAUCCAUGUCCAGUGGGCACCUUUGGCCCCAGGGCUGGUGCCACCAGUGACUCUGACUGUGAUCCCUGCCCAGCAGGUAUGUAUUGCUCAGCACCAGGUCUUUCACAGCCCUCUGGAUUUUGCUAUUCAGGUUAUCAUUGUGCCAAGGGAGCCAUCAGCCCAACCCCUUUCAAACACAGGGUAGAAUUUGCUGGCCCUGUGUUGCCUGGUAAUGACAUCUGUCCUGCAGGACACUACUGCCCCAAUGGAACUGAGAAUCCCAUGCCCUGCCCUCCUGGCUCCUUCUCUGCUGUCAGGGGCCUGCAGGCAGAAGAGCAGUGCCAGCCCUGCCCCGCUGGCCGAUAUUGCAGCAGGGCAGGAUUGUUUGAUCUGGCUCAGACAUCGCUGUGUAAUGCAGGGUAUGUUUGUUUGGAAGGAAGCUCUGCUCCCUGCCCUUUUGAUGGGGUUUAUGGAUACAGAUGUCCUAGUGGCUUCUACUGUCCUGCUGGCACUGGGCUAGAACUGCCCUGUGAGCCUGGCACCUUCAGCCCUAUGCCUGGAGCGAGUACUUGCCUCCCUUGCCCAGCUGGUAUGGCCUGCAGCCAUGCAGCCACUGCAGAGCCACUCAGCUGUCCCAGAGGUUACUAUUGUCCAGCUAGGACUGCUGCUCCUCUGCCAUGCCCCGAGGGGACACUGAAUGUCAUGGAGGGGGCAUUGGCUCUCAGUGCUUGCAAGCUGUGUCCAGUGGGGAGGUACUGCAGAGGAGAUGCUAAUUGGGAACCUGAUGGUCUGUGUUCAGCUGGGUACUAUUGUGAAGGAGGAGCCACUGAUGCAGUUCCACAUGGGACACCAGCAUUCCCACUCAAUGGGCCCUGCCCACUUGGACAUUAUUGUCCAGAGGGCACUCCUUUCCCAGUUGCCUGCCCAGUUGGGACCCUGAACAACAACACAGGUGGUACCUCUCCAGAGAGCUGUGUGCCGUGCUAUCCUGGGUGUUUCUGUGCUAGCAUUGGUUUGAGUUCUCCAACAGGACCUUGUACUGAGGGAUUUUACUGCCCAGCAAACUUCAGCUCCUUCAGCCCCACAGCAUUUCUCUGCCCUAAGGGUCACUUCUGCCGGUCAGGAGCAGCCCACCCAACACCAUGCCCUGCUGGGGAAUACCAGCCAGCCAGGGGCUCUGCAUCCUGUAUUCCAUGCCAGAGGGGAUUCUACUGCCAGGAGAUGGUGGCUGGAGACCCCAAGAGCUGCCCACCACAUAUGUACUGUCCUACAGGCACACAGUUUCCUCAGACAUGUCCUGAAGGCACCUUUACUCUUCCAAAUAUGACUGGCCUCUGGAAUGAGAAGCAAUGCCUGCCUUGCUUACCUGGUCACUACUGCAGGCAUGGACAGCUAGUGGGGAAAUGUGCUGCUGGAUACUUCUGUCUUGCUGGGAGCUCCCAGCCUACUCCACAGGGCCCUGGCUUUUCCUGGCGCUUUCUGUCUGGAUGCCAAUGGGGUCAGGCAUGUGCUGGGCUGUGUCCUGCAGGUUUCUACUGCCUGGAGGGCUCUGAGUUACCUAUACCAUGUCCUGCCAAUACUAUUAGGGAUGUUCCAGGGGCUGGGAAGAAGGAAGACUGCCUGCCCUGUCCACCAGGCCACUGGUGCAAAGCAGGAGACUCAGAGGCCACUCCGUGUCCCUCAGGGCACUAUUGCUUUGGAAGUAAUGGCAGUGACCAAGACGGUCUGUUGGCACCUCAGAAAUGCCCUCCCCAUACUUACCGCAAGCUCCCAGGAGCUCAGAGCCUGACGGAUUGCCAGCCAUGUCCUCCAGGCUAUCACUGUCCUCUAUCAGGUCUAACCAGUUUUGAGGAUUAUCCAUGCCCAUUGGGAUACUGGUGUCCUGGUACAGGGGAUGCUUUCUUUUGUCCACCUGGCACUUCCAGGGUCCAGCCUGGUGCAAAAUCAUUGGAAGAGUGUGAUCCCUGCUCAGCUGGCUACUAUUGCCCAGACCCAGCACAGACAGGGCUACCUAACACCCAAGGAGUACCUUGUGAGCCUGGCUAUGAGUGCCCAGCAGGUUCAGUCAAUCCAAAGCCUUGCAGGCCUGGCUCAUACUGCAGUGCUCUCACAGCUGUGCCCACAGUGUGCCCUGCUGGGUAUUACUGUCCUGAAGGCUCAUCAACAUACAAUAGCCCUGAGCAGCUAUGUGUGUUCCCCUAUUACUGUCCCCUGGGCAGUGCCCACCCGCUGCCCUGUGAAGGAGGAUACAUGGCCCUCAGCUCACCUGGGCUAAGAGAUUCCUUUGAGAAGUUCUGCAGGAUCUGUGAUGCAGGCAGUUAUCAUAACGACUCUUUCAUCUCUGCUCCCUGUCAGCCCUGCCCAGCAGGCUUCAUCUGCCCACAAGGCAGUGAGACUUACCACAAGAAGCCUUGUCCCAUUGGCUAUUACUGCCCUCCCCUGGCAUCUGCCCCUGUUCCCUGUCCCCCGGGGACCCAUGGGAGCAAUAGCUUGGCCAAGCAUAUAGAGGAUUGUCAGGCCUGUCCUGCUGGCACCUUCAAUCACCUUCCUGCUCAGGUUGCCUGCUUUCCCUGUGGCAGCUCCUCUUCAUCACAGCCAGGUGCUACCAGCUGUACCUGCCAUGGGCUGAACCGGGCUUUCCAGCACUCAGAUGCCUCCUGUAUCUGCCAGGCAGGUUAUAUUUACUAUGAUGAGCGAGGCAAGGAAAACUCUGACAGCAACAGUGACCAGGACUGCCGACCUCAGGUGGACGAGCUCUGUGCUCCUGGAGAGGUCCGUUUAGCAUCGACACGCCGGUGUGUUUUUCCUGAGCAAUAUGACUGCUCUCCAUCUUGUGGGCCUGCGGGUGGAGAGGUUAAUGCAGAGCUGGGCAUAUGUCACUGCAAGCAGUACGUCUCUGCUGAGGAGCUCUGUGACCAAAUGUGUUUGCUGAGAGCCCCACGGAUCUCUUUGGGAUUUGGCAUCAAGAGAGAGCUGCUGCUGAGGAUGGACGAGGGAGUCAGGGAAGUGACAAAUGUUCUGGGCCCGGAUGAACAUGUACAGAAGAGCCAGAGGGUGCAUUUGGCUCUGUUUAAUCCCAGUGGAGUGUUAGGUUUUGUCGUCUCCAGCGUGGAUGUCUUGGAUGCAUUUCUCUUAGGAGAUUUUUCAUCAGAUCAGUUGGUGCAGAAAAGUCAUCGAGUCCAGAGGGCUUCCUUGAAAGAUAUGCCCACCUUGCCCCUCGUCCCUAACCCAGUGGUAUGUUUGGAAGCAGGAGACACGAUCCUUUUCCAGCUUAGCAUCAAUUCUCACAAUCGUGCAUCCAGCCACUAUCCUGUUUAUCAGAAGCAACAUCUUUAUAACAGCAACCCUAGCUGGGAUUAUGGACCCUUCCGAAGGCUGGACCACCUCAUCCAGGAGACUCAGCUCAACAUCUCCUGGUUUGCCCAUGUUUUCCUGCAGUCUGGGACAUAUGUAUUCAGGGACAGGGCCAUUCAGGAGCACUUUCUGAUUGUGACUGUGAAUGAAGCAAAUGUGGGCUGUGACCCCAGAGAUGUGCCCUUCCAGCCCUCUUCUCUGUUCCAGCUGGCCAGACAUGGGAUUUUGAAGCAACAGGAACUGAACUUAGCUCCUAACUGGGCUUCCAUCAUAGCGGUGCUCUUCAUUCUGGGCUUCCUAAUUGUGAUGCUGACAACCCUGGCUAUUGUGCUGCAGCCCACUGUCCCUGUCCUUAGUCCCCUGAGGAGCUGGAAGCCACGAUGGAGGAGCCUGGGUGAGCCACACAUCCCACCAGAGUAUGUCCUUCUUAAGGAAAGCCUUCUCUACUACCAGAUGCUUGGUCCUCGUGGUUCUGGAGGAGAUGCAGCCUUUGGAGAAAAAGGAGCUGUGCAUAAUGAAGAAGGGUGCUGUGCAGUGAGAGACCUGGAGGAUUUCAGUGUUCGCACCCUGUACGAUAAGUUGGAAGAUCAGAAUUUGCACCUGGCAUCGCAGCUGGCAAAGCACAGGAGGGAUGUGUUGGUGUUUUACAGUGGAAUCAGCCAGCAGAUUCAAGGUCUCAUGGACAUGGUGCGAGCACUGGAUGCUGAAGGCCUGAAAGUCUUUGCCAGGCAAAGGAUUUGUGGGCAUAGAUCUGCAGCCAGCAGCCAGGCAGCAGUGAGCAUUGAACAGUGUGAUAAACACUGCAGCAGCAGCUUCCAUGCAGCAGGGCAGGCAGAUGCAAUGCAGCAAGAGGCAAUGGAGUUGAUGAAAGCUCUGGAAAUCCUGCUUGGGAAAGCUCAGCAUAAGAGCAUGAAACAAGAGGUGGAGCAGCAGGUCCAUGGACAGAACAUGGUGGCAGUUUUACCCUCACUGCACAGUGAAAGUAAAGCAAAAGUAGUGGAAGGGCAGGACCCCUCAGGCUCAUCUGAUUGCUUUGAUGUUCAGGCAGCGCCCAAAGAACUUCUGAGCAGCAGAGCAGCACCACAUCUCGGUGUCAAGGGACACUGGGCAUCUAGACUGCAAAAGUACCAAUGCCUUCAUCUGCGAGAGGGGAUCUUAAACAGGAUGGGAAAUACACAGGAAAGUAACUUCAGCAGAAAUUCAGACUCCCCUGUUAAGCUGACGGUUACACAACUGGAGGAGAGGCUGGAUGAACUAAAUGAGGCGUUUGUUGAGUUGACAGUCCAGGCCAUGAGUCUGCAAGAAGAUGGGGAUCUAUUGGAAAAGGAGCUGAGAAAACAGGAGGAAUCACUUGUGGCUGCAAGCAACAAAGAAGUGUGGGGAGCUCAGCGGUGUUCAGAACUGUUACGUUCUUGGACCAUAAAGAGGGAUGAAGCCUUGCUGCUGGAAAUAGAGAAGAACUGUAUUGCCCAGAGGAUUGAAGAGAUAGAAGCACAACUAUUGAGUGCAUCUAAGUAAAGCAGACAGCAGUUCGGAUGUGUAUGUAGUUAGAGAUGCAUGUGAUCAGCUGUGUUGUGGAUAAAUCAUAUUUGUUGGGUUUUUUUAGUUGGUUGAAGCGCAUUCAUGCUCAGCUAUCAAUAAUGUGUAGGCCUGAGAGAUAAGCUGAGGUUCUUAACAUUCUUCACUAAUUUUAGAGUUUCUGUUGGUAAGUCAGUAAAGCAGAAAUGAUGUGAGGCCACUAAUGGCCCACACUUAACGAUAUAUUCUGUAUGGCCUCUUUGACAUCUGAUACAACGAUAUUUGUGAGGAUCUUCUAGGUAUAGUUUAGAGCCUUACGUCUGAGCCUUACCAGACAAUUCCACAAUGCCAUGCAUGUUUUCAGUGUAAUCUUCAUGACCUUAAUGAGGCUUGCUGGCCUUAUGAGACCUUAUGAGUCUUUAGAGUUGUGAUUUGGGAGCAAAGAGUGCACUUAAAUUAUUCCCUCUAGUGAUGACUGCAGCAAUUGGUGUAGCUUCUGGUGUCCAGUGCUCUGAGAGCCUUAAAUGGAAUAUACCUCUUCUAUCAUUGCUGUUUUUAUGCCAAGAGGGCCUGGCUGUGAAGUGGGCUUUGCUUCAGAAGGAUGAGGAUCAGCUCCUGCUCCAUCUCUUUCUGCACAGCAUUCCUUAGUUUCAGGUGAAGUAGAACAACAUGAAAUUGCUUGACUGUGAGCCAGUACAAUGCCUGGGCAAACCAUGCGGGUAGGCUUCAGCCAGCUGUUUCCAACAACAAAGCCAGUUCUCUUUUCAUUCUGCAAUACUUACUGAAUUGCUUAUGCGUGAAGAAGUUUGUGAACCUGCUCCUUCCUGGUUCCUAAACACAAAUCUGUCCUUACUCAUUUUGCCUUAGAGUGUAUUAAUUAGAGGGUGAGACUUCAGUGCCAAGGAGCUCAGACAGAAGCCCUCAACUCUGGUUCAUUUGCCCUCACCUUAUUAGUUUGCUGAUUACACGUUUUCUGAGCUCGCUCCCAGAAGCAAAAGGUUUGUUUUGAUUCCUUUGCAACCCCACCUUGGGAAAAAUUCAGUUAUUUUGAAGGGACUUUGAGAAAAUGAGAUGCUGUCUCCAUAAUAUCCACAGGAAAAUAUCUAGAGAGGUGGUAAAGUUACCUCUGUGUGCUCUGUGUGUUACAGUUUUAAAAGGCAGACUGGGAGGCAUUAGCAAAUAAAAUGUGACUAUUUUUCAUUGCAGUAGUUUUCUAAUGGAAGUAAUUUUCUGCUUUGGAUUGAAACAAAUAUACAUGUGCAGGAUUCUACUAGAAGUUUUCUCUUUUCCACCACUGUGGUUUUCGUAACAAGUGUGUUUCAGCUAUAAGUAAACUGCUUUGGGCUUCAGAAUGUGUUGGUUUUUUUUCCCCCCAUGAAAUGAAAGAGUGUUAAUGAAAAGUCGAGUUUCACACCGUGUUGCCUUUCAUGUUCUGUUGGUAGUUACAAGGGGAAAGGAAGGAACAAAUGAAGUCAAAGGAGGCUGAGUGAGAGAUGCUGCACUUGGGUCAAGUUAAUCCCAGGUAGGAGUAUGGACUUGGAGAUGUCCUUGAGAGCAGCCCUGCAGAGAAGGAGCUUUGGGUUCUGAUGGAUGUAAGUGGGACAUGGGGCAGCAGUGUGUGCUUGCAGCCCAGUAGGGGUGCUCUUGCACCCACAGAGGGUUGUACCCAUCUGCAGUGCUGUGUUCAGGCUUGGGGCUCCUGGUAUAGGAGGGAUGUGGCUACAAAGAGGGGUGGUGUGAUCAUGUAUUUAAUUCUUUCUUUGAAGUGUUCACUGCUAAUAGCUCUUUCUCCAGCCCUCUCUGAAAUCUGGAAGUCAAGCACCUUCUGGAGUAGCUGUGAAGUCCCCUCCGGUCUGGAAGGCUGUUCUUUCCCUGAGACUGCUGAUAAGACUGACUGAGUCCAGGGUCACUUACCUUGGAAGAAAAGGACUUGAUGGUCCCAACGUGGUUGUUCUUGUGCCACUGCUGCAAGACUAUUGCCACUCCUGGGCUGGUAUGUGAGCUAAGUUGGGUAUGUGGGAAGAUUGAAAAGUGUCACCAAAUAAAGCAGGCAAGCAACCGUGCUUUUGGAGGUUCCAUCCACAGAAGCCCAGCUGCAAAAGCAUCAGGAAUAAAGCCCACGUGAGAAGCCAGGCUGCAGCUCUGGACAAGUGCACACACUGUUGAAUCUUGGCAGUGAAGCGUUCUUCCCUUGGCUUGGCAAGAUGUGACAUGCAUUGAGAGGGAUAUAAGCUGAUGUCUGUGUAAGAGCUGUAAUCAUCAUGUGAGUUCCCAGCGUGUCUCAACGCCCAGAGCUGAGCCCCGGUUUGAAGGUAAAAUAAAGGGAGUUCUUUCCAAUAGCAAUGGCCUGCUGGAAGCACCAUGCUGGAAUGCUGGAUUUCUGUUGUGGGGAGCAUCCACCAACAGCAUCCCAUGGUCUGGAGUUGGAGGCCCCAUCUCUAGUGCUGGAAUGAAGCUGUUUCUGCUUCCAAAAUGUGCUUGAAAAAGGAGUUAACGAUGAGUUUUCCUUGUUUAAUGCUGGCUAUGGGGAGGUUCAGUCUUCCAUACCCCUUAAGGAAGAAAACCGCAGGGGUUUUCAGUUCAAUUCAGCCAAGAGUUGGAGCCCUUCUGGGUGCUGUGGCUCCAGUCCAAACCGAGAAAGCCCAGCCUGCUGCUGGCACUGAGCUCCUGGGAAUCAGACUGGAACAUGAGGAGAGGAUUUCCCAGUAUUUCCAACUGUGACCUUCAGAGCCGUACAAAUGCUAGUAUUAUAGCAUUAUAAUCAUUAUAGGCAAAGCCCUCCUGGUGACCUCGCACAGAUAACUCUCCCCCAUCUCUUUAUCUGGCUUUAUUUCCGAGACAACUAAACGAUGCUAAUAUCCCCUCUCCAACCAAGAGGG